Messenger RNA from Chlorocebus sabaeus (green monkey), 1109 nucleotides. RefSeq names its product radial spoke head component 9 (gene RSPH9). NCBI's taxonomy places the organism in Eukaryota, Metazoa, Chordata, Mammalia, Primates, Cercopithecidae. Gene Ontology annotation, cellular component: axoneme; radial spoke. The record is from RefSeq and is a predicted model, not a curated record. Gene Ontology annotation, biological process: axoneme assembly; cilium movement involved in cell motility; motile cilium assembly.
UGGCCGUGACAACUGAAGACAUCCGUCCCAAAUUCUGGAAAGGAAGAGGGAGGGGGCUGAUGUUUGCCCAGGCCUCCGUGGGGAGGAGGGCUGGGCGGUAGGCGGUGGGGUGGGUGGAAACCAGCGUACUGCUAGGCGGAAGGGCGGAGCUUCAGGUCUCCAUGGAGGCAGCUUCUCCUAGCAACUCGACGGGCGUUGAGCAGAGACGCUGGCUUGAUGGACGCCGACAGCCUCCUGCUGUCUCUGGAGCUGGUGUCCGGCAGUGGGCAGGGCCUCAGCCCGGACCGUCGGGCCUCGCUGCUCACGUCUCUUAUGCUGGUUAAGCGCGACUACCGCUACGAUCGGGUUCUCUUCUGGGGCCGCAUCCUUGGCCUCGUCGCCGAUUACUACAUCGCGCAGGGCCUGAGUGAGGACCAGCUCGCACCGCGCAAGACGCUCUACAGCCUGAACUGCACAGAGUGGAGCCUCUUACCCCCUGCCACAGAGGAGAUGGUGGCACAGUCGUCUGUGGUGAAGGGCCGCUUCAUGGGGGACCCAUCAUACGAAUAUGAACACACUGAGCUGCAGAAGGUGAAUGAAGGUGAAAAGGUCUUUGAAGAAGAAAUAGUGGUCCAAAUCAAGGAAGAGACCCGCUUGGUGUCUGUCAUUGACCAGAUUGACAAGGCUGUGGCCAUCAUCCCCCGAGGCGCCCUCUUCAAGACACCUUUUGGACCCACCCAUGUCAAUCGGACCUUUGAAGGACUGUCCUUGUCUGAGGCCAAGAAGCUCAGCUCCUACUUCCAUUUCAGGGAGCCUGUUGAGCUAAAGAAUAAGACCUUGCUUGAGAAGGCUGACCUGGACCCCUCCCUGGAUUUCAUGGACUCCUUGGAGCAUGACAUUCCCAAAGGGUCCUGGAGUAUCCAGAUGGAGAGAGGCAAUGCCCUGGUGGUGCUUCGCAGCCUGCUCUGGCCAGGCCUCACCUUCUACCAUGCUCCCCGCACCAAGCACUAUGGCUACAUCUACGUGGGCACUGGUGAGAAGAACAUGGACUUGCCUUUCAUGCUAUAGAAUGGAAGCCAGCCUGGAUUUUUUAAAACAGUCUAAACAUGAUUUUCUUAAGCUUCAGUGAA